Molecule: messenger RNA, 3418 nt
Organism: Durotheca rogersii
Lineage: Eukaryota; Fungi; Ascomycota; Sordariomycetes; Xylariales; Xylariaceae
Product: WD40 repeat-like protein
Exons: 2
Coding region: 407-3289 (960 amino acids)
Molecular function (GO): protein binding
Source: RefSeq, a predicted model, not a curated record
CAACCCACCCUCCCUUUUGCCUGCGUCUGCGGUACCCUCACCGUCGACAUAUUCCUGCGACGUACCUUAAUACAGCCCAUAUUAACACAUGCAUACUGGUCCACUACCGACCUUCAUUUCCUAGGUUUCCUUUCUGCCACAUGGUGGACGCACACGGCCGUAUUGGGGUGCGGUACGCAGCUGUUUGGUCGCCUCUUCCGCCGCUCUGCGAUACUUCACGACACGCCAGCAGCAACCACUAUUGGACCGAGUUCGGUACUGCCUUACUAAACCCUCUGCCUCCUUCGUGUUACCCGUCUGCCCUAGCCUCAUAUCUCAUAACUCCGCCGAAGCCACUGUUUCUGUCCGCAAGCCGCGGCCGAAGCUUUCGUCUCGUAGCCGCGCCAGACGACGCUGCAAUAUCCCGAUGGAUCCCUUCGCUCCCACCCAGGAACCCGACGAAGGUUAUUCCGAGCAUCCCCUGAAUCCCUCAGACCCGGGCAGCCUCGCGAGUAAUGCACCUCUGCCGGUCAAGCAGUCGCCCGCCGACAUACCGGCAUGGCUGUCCGCCCAAUUACCCACCCUAUCGGUGCACCAAAAGACUCGUCUCGCCAUGCUCAUCCUCAACGAAUUGCCUACCACUGUCAUCGCAGACAUCGUCUCGAACGAGCUGAAUCCCCGUCUCUAUAUCGACUUCGUUCAGCGGCUACCCCCGGAAAUAUGCCUCAAGAUCCUUGGCUACCUGGACCCGGUGUCCCUGAUACACGUUGCGAUGUGUUGCAGGGGCUGGUACGAACUAGCUGUUGAUCGCAAGCUGUGGGAAAGGCUGUUCUACCUGGAAGGGUGGAAGGCUAUACCGUCCGAGAUCAUGGCCGCGGAGCAGCGGAUGAACGAAAGCAUCGCUUCUUCUCUCAUCUCGCCUCAGAGAGCCCGUCUUCUCGGAGACGGCCACGUCAGCAAGAAGCGAGCCGUGUCGGAAUCAACGGCACCAGACGAUGAGGAUUCCGAAAUGGUCGAUGCCGAUGCACCCGCAGCACAGGAAUACCCGCAUGCUCAGUUUACCGGGAUGAGCCUCUUCGGCGGUCCUCAGCCCGGCGGAAGCAGCUUGUCCGCGCAGAGUAAUACCAGUAUCGUUCAACAUAUGGGUAACCUAAUGAUGAAAUCACCUAGUCCGGUGCCAGAUUUCAGGGGGCUGCCCGCCUCUCGGGGAUACAACGGCAAGGGUAAAGGUAAAGCGACACCUGAUUUCUCGGAGCCUUUGCGUUCUAUGCUCCCAACCACCCCCGGUUUUCCUGGCCGGUCUAAGUCCAUGCUCUGGAUUUACGACGCGAGAGACGGCAGAUUCAAGAUUAGCUGGAAAUACUUAUAUACGAUGAGACGAAGGCUGGAGCAGAAUUGGGAUCGUGGCCGAUAUACAAAUUUCCAAUUGCCCCAUCCGGAACAUUUAGAAGAGGGCCAUAACGAGUGCAUCUACAGUCUUCAGUACAACGCCGACUAUCUCGUCAGUGGUAGCCGCGAUCGCACCCUACGGAUCUGGAAUUUGCGCACCCGACGCCUCAUACGACCGCCCUUACGAGGCCAUCUAGGAUCAGUUCUCUGCUUACAGUUCGACUCGGACCCUGACGAGGAUCUCAUUGUUUCCGGGAGCAGCGAUUCCGACGUGAUUCUGUGGAGGUUCUCCACAGGCGAAAUUCAGCAGCGACUUCGAAACGCCCACAAGGAAUCUGUGCUGAAUGUCAAGUUCGACAAACGCAUCCUCGUAACCUGCUCGAAGGACAAGACCAUCAAAAUCUUCAAUCGGGUGCCGCUGCGCUCUGGUGAUAUGGGAUAUGGCGAUGGCGUCAAUCCCGUCCCGGUGAAUCUGAGGAAUUACGGUUACGAUGAUUCGCCACUAAAUCAGCUCGCCAUUAAGCCGCCGUAUACGAUGAUCGCAUGCCUCGAAGGCCACGGUGCCGCCGUAAAUGCGGUGCAGAUCUGUGGUCACGAGAUUGUCUCGGCGAGCGGUGACAGACACAUCAAGGUGUGGGACUGGCCGAACCAGAAAUGCCAACGGACUUUUCUAGGGCAUAACAAAGGGAUUGCCUGUGUCCAGUACGAUGGCAGACGCAUUGUUAGUGGGAGCAGUGACAAUGAGGUCAAGGUAUUCGACCGCGAAACAGGCGUCGAGGUGGCGAGCUUGCGGGCGCACAGUAACCUCGUUCGGACGGUACAGGCCGGGUUUGGUGACCUCCCUUACAGCGUCGAACAAGACCAGCUAGAGGCGAGAGCUGUCGAUCAGGCGUACUUCAAGGCUUUGCGCGCGGGUGAUCUGACGGAGGCGCCGUCGCUAAGGCAUCGACCCUAUAAUGCCGGAAGCCGGCGACCAGAGGAUAUUACGGCUUAUGGGGCCAAGUUACCUCCUGGCGGCGGCGGCGGGCCGUAUGGUCGCAUCGUCUCCGGUUCGUACGAUCAGUCCAUUAUAAUAUGGCGACGGGAUCGCGAGGGUGUCUGGAGAAGUGCACAUACCCUCAGACAAGAAGAGGGUGCGGCAGCCGCUCUCAGGCAGAAAACAUCCGCCUCUACUUCGGCUGCGCAACCGACGUCGUCUCUAACCCCCGAACCUAGAAACGCCUCCUCUAUGAGCCCACCGCCGGCCCUCCCGCAAACAACGUCAACCUUCACCCAUGUCGAGCACCCUAUUAUCGCUACUAUCACCCCUCAAACUACAGCUUCUUACACUCAAAUGAUUGACACCUACGUGCCCCUAGGGCCGACCGCUCUUCAGCAAGCCUUAGCCGCCUACCCAACGAUGCUGACUUACCAGACCCACAUCGCAGACGCCAUUGAUCGCGAGCCAAACGCAAUGGUCCGCUCUGAUCUUCGACAGGUCGUCAACAUGGCCGUGGUGAGGGCACAUAUUGCUCAAAAUCGCAUCAGGGAGUCCGUACAGCAAGCUCUUGCUGUGACGCCAAAUCCCGGUGACCUAUCUCUCGGAAUGCCGGCGCAAGUAAGCACCGCAAUAGCGGGCACACCCAAUCCUUCUUCGGCCAUGGAACACGGCUCGACUGGCAACGGCGGCGGCCCACCGCCGAGCCUACAUGGCCAACAGCAACCUGGCCAGUUGCAUUCCCAACUCCAGGUUCAUGGGCAUCAAUACCAGCACCCUCAUAUCGCACAGGCCGACACUAGCCCUGCCAGGAUCUUUAAAUUGCAGUUCGAUGCGCGGCGGAUUAUCUGCUGUAGCCAGACAAGUACUAUCAUAGGCUGGGACUUUUGUAACGGGGAUCCGGAUGUCGAAGAGGUCUCGGCGUUUUUCGCGACCAUAGAGUAGAGGUCGGUGAGCACGUCUCAGGCCACGCUCGCGUCUUUCUCACGCGCGGUCUUCGGGAAUACGCCAAUAAGGAAAAGUCACCGUGCUUGGGUAUUGCAAUCGAUAGCAACGACGUAGCGUAAUACAACA